Messenger RNA from Mirounga angustirostris (Northern elephant seal), 2397 nucleotides. It is a transcript of the gene CDKN3, whose product is annotated as cyclin dependent kinase inhibitor 3. Gene Ontology annotation, molecular function: protein tyrosine phosphatase activity. The coding region runs from base 118 to 756 and encodes 212 amino acids. Lineage: Eukaryota; Metazoa; Chordata; Mammalia; Carnivora; Phocidae. Gene Ontology annotation, biological process: protein dephosphorylation. The record is from RefSeq and is a predicted model, not a curated record. The transcript has 8 exons.
CACAGAAGGAUGUACCAAUGAGCUGAGCGAAGGGGCGGGCUCGGCGCGGGGCGCUGGCUGAGACGCCGGUGCCGCUGGAGAGAGGCGGCAGCAGGUCCCGACGCGGGGCGGCCAGCGAUGAAGCCGCCUAGUUCGUUGCAAACAAAUGAGUUUGACUCAUCAGACGAAGAGCCUAUUGAAGAUGAACAGACUCCAAUUCAGAUAUCAUGGCUACCCCUGUCACGAGUGAAUUGUUCUCAGUUUCUUGGUUUAUGUGCUCUUCCAGGUUGUAAAUUUAAAAAUGUUAGAAGAAAUAUCCAAAAAGAUACAGAAGAACUAAAGAGCUAUGGUAUACAAGACAUAUUUGUUUUCUGCACCAGAGGGGAACUGUCAAAAUACAGAGUCCCAAACCUUUUGGACCUCUACCAUCAGUAUGCAAUCAUCACUCAUCAUCAUCCAAUCCCAGACGGAGGGACUCCUGACAUAGCCAGCUGCUGCGAAAUAAUGGAGGAGCUUGCAAUCUGCCUUAAAAAUAACCGAAAAACCUUAAUACACUGUUAUGGAGGACUCGGGAGAUCUUGUCUUGUAGCCGCCUGUCUCCUCCUAUACCUGUCUGACACAGUUUCACCACAGCAAGCCAUCGACAGCCUGAGAGACCUGCGAGGGUCUGGAGCCAUACAGACGAUCAAGCAAUAUAAUUAUCUUCAUGAGUUUCGGGACAAACUAGCUGCACAUCUAUCAUCAAGAGAUUCAUUAUCAAGAUCUGUAUCUAGAUAAAAAAGAAUUUCAAAUGACAUAUAUAUGACCAUGUCUGAAAUUUAAGAGCUAUUAACAUAAUUUGUAUUGAAAUGAAACUUACUAGUGUUACCAACCUGAAUGUAAAUGUGUAUGUGCAGAAUAUUCCUAAAGCUUUUAUUGACAAAUCUGUUGUGUCUCUCAUCUCUUACAGAAGAUCAAAAAAUUGCCAUACAAUUUUCCUUUUUUAGAAAGGCACUGACUUCUCUGGAAUAUUUUACCUGGAAGUAAUGCUGAAACAAACAUAUGGAAAAAUAUUUGCCUAUUUUUAUUAUUUACCAUACGUUUACCUCAUUUUACUAUUUGUAACUACCAGGUAGAAUAUGACAUACUAAUAAGUAUAAAAAUUGGUUUGAGUACCCAAGCUAAAAUCAAGUAACUUUCAUCCUCUAUUCCUCCCACAUUUUCUCCCAUGGUUCUUUCUACUUCAUAGACAUACAGAAGUGUGAGAGAUCCUACGAUUCGUCUGGUCACCUCCCACCCAAUACUGGGUCAUCCCCAACAGGUGUUUGGCCAGCAUUUGCUGGAACAUUUUCAGAUAAGAGGAAUUCCCUGGGUCAGACAACUGCUCUGUUUUUAGAGCAUUCGUUUUUUUUACCCUAGGGACUACAUGGAAUGAAUUUAAUCCCUCUUUCACAUUUAUGUGAGAAAGCACUUAUCCACAGAUUAAGUCUCCAAUUCUCUCGCUCCUUCACCUCACCCUUUGCUACUGAAUAUGUCUAUCUGUCUUUAACUGUGAUGUUGAGCAGUUGGCACUGUGGACAAGGAUGUUUCACAGGCAUCGGUGGCCUCAGUGCUAUAUACAGUAAGUAGUCCCUUGGCUGCUGGCAAUCACAAAUGUGAACCAUGGGUCAUACGUACUACCACACAAGACAAAGUAAAUUUCACCGCAUCAAAACUUCGUUUUGUAAUUGCCAAAAGUUCACUUUUGUUUCACACUCUUCUUGCUGCUGAUGAGCUACUUUAAUUUCACUGGGGAAUACUUUAAAACAAUUACUAGUGCUGUUUGGGAUCUUCAGACCAGAGAUCAAGUACGUUCCAUAAGAUACAAUCAGUAUUUUAACACUUUUAUAUACAUAUUACUUCAGGAAUUUAAGAUUUUAUAAGACUACUAAGGAAGAUGGGAUAACCACAAAUCCCACCAGUAUCUGAAUACUUAAACUAGGAGUUUCUUAUGUAAGAUAAUAAAUGCCAAAAGUUACAGCCAGAAAAAAAAGUUUUUUUAGUAAGUAAGGGCUGCAAUAACAGACUGACCUUCCUCAUGGUUUCAGUAUUACAACCAAAUACAAUUUAAAAAUCACAGUACUCUAUUAAACUUUAAGAAAUCACUGAAAUUGACAUCACCAAAUCUUACAUUGCUUUUUCUUAAUACGAAUAUAGAGCUUAUUCAUGAACACUUAAAAAAGUAGAGGGAAAAUAUUGGCAUGGAUUAACCAAAUCCUUUAAUAAUCAACUGAACUUUCAAAGUCCAUGCUUCUCUCAUUUUUACUGCAAAUGCUAGUUAAGCCUUCCAUGUUUAAAAUGCUUAACUACUUUAAUACUAAGUAUCAAGGGAAAACAAUUAUUCUGUUAACAGAGAAACAUGGAAUGGCACUACUCAAAAAAAAAAAAAAAGUAAUUUCA